AUGGUUUACCUCUCAUCCCCAGCUUCAACAUCAUCCUCGAGAUUUCUAGAGGACACUUAUUCUUGUCUCCCAUCCAUCUCCUGUCCGGUUUUGCUCCUCCCAGAUUCGUAUUCAUCAUGCUCCGACACACGACAGCCUGCGUAUACGGAGACAUCUUCCGAACGACGAGCACGUCUAGAGUUCCUCCAGAAAGAGAAAAACAAGGAGGCUAGGCAAGAAGAUCGAUCUCGAUCCCGAGUGGCGAGUUGGGUACAGAGCCAAGUGGAGAACAGUGCGUUCAUGGUGUUGGCCACUGCUCAGCAACAGAAACGAAGAAGUAAACGCCGUCAGUCGGAACCGCGUAUUGCAGGCCAACGUUCGGGGUCUUCGCUUCGGUUCUCGUAUGUUCCAUCUGACGAUGGGGAGGAAGAGCAGGAUGACAUCCACAGGAUACCUCAUUCAAAGUGUAGACCCCUCUCCCAGUCCUCCCAGUUCUCAUAUACUUCAAGAACUCCUACGCACAAUUCACCCCCUUCUUCAAAACGCCGCCGACGGACUCACCGCCUCGCACCAUCGACUUCUAGUCUUGAUUCCAUCCCAGAGGAGUGA
This is a messenger RNA of Marasmius oreades (fairy-ring Marasmius), 588 nucleotides long. RefSeq lists its product as uncharacterized. Lineage: Eukaryota; Fungi; Basidiomycota; Agaricomycetes; Agaricales; Marasmiaceae. Bases 1 to 588 code for a protein of 195 amino acids. The transcript has a single exon. The record is from RefSeq and is a predicted model, not a curated record.